UGGUUGUACAAUGCUUAAUAGGAGAGUGGGGCAUCAGAGUAUCAUUGAAACAAGUAAAAGUGCAGUCUGUUAUUACAUGUCGUUGUUUAGUGUGUCCUGUAAAACGUCCUAUUAUUAUCUGCCAUAAAAGGUCAUGGAGGACAUAGAAAGUGCCAAUGUAUAAUAUGCCAUUUAAAGUUCAUGUAAGGAGUCCCGGUUAAAUGUGUCAUAAAGAAUAUCAUUGGAAAGUCACAGUAGAGUAUGCAUUAAAAACAACAACUAAAAGUAUUGGCCUUUAUUAACAACAGAAGACUGCACUCCCUUUUGUUAGGGUAAGUUAUUUGUGUUGCCAGUGCAGAAUGUGUGCUGUGGGAACUUAUCUUUGCACGUUCCUCUAUUUCUGAAACUCAGACUGACAUUUUACCACAGACAUCUUUAGGUUUAUAUACAGAGUCACUGAAAAUAAAAGAGGUGUUAAACACCGAGCUCUGAAAAAGGAAGUGGUCAUGUUUGAACGCCGCCAUGAAGAGUUAAAGUAAAGCAGCAUCUAAACUAAUAGUGAUAAACAGUGCAGACUACAGCCUUUUACUGUUUUUAUGUAAUAUUCUUAUCCAUCUUUUGCUUCAUCUGGUGAAACGUAGACCAACUUCAGUGUGAAGUGCCUUUUUAAUCAUCUUUUAAUUGACUUUAAAGUUUAAAUCUGAUUUCUUGACAAAAGUUUGAAUUAUAGAAAGGUCUUUACCAAAAGAUCUCAGGACAGAGAUAAGAGAGGAGCUUUGAAAAAGAGAAGUUAAAAUCUUCCCAUCAUGCAAAGGUAAUAACAGGAAGAAGACUUGGUGGUGUGUUAGAACAAAACACGACACACACUGUGACCUGUGGCAUUGAGUAUUCAGGCAGGGUAACCGGGCAGAGACUGUCAUGUUUAUCUUCGUGAUUCUGGGGCUGCUGGUCUGCACUGAGGCACAAGGGAUCAGUGCUGGGACUGUGUUUGUGCUGAAGGGAGAGGAUGUGCCUCUGAAAGUCACCAAAGCUGUUGUUCUUUUGGAAUUACAUUUAUUGUCCUGGAAAUUUAAAGAAACUAACAUUGUGAGAUUCAAUUCUAAUAAUAAAAAAGACGUCUCUCCUAGUUACACUGGAAGACUUGAGUUUUCUGUGAUAGAUUUCUCUGUGGUCUUGAAGAAUCUACAAGAGGCAGACAGUGGAGUUUACACGGCUAUAGUGACAAAGCUUUCAGGAGAUGAAAUAGCAGCUCAAUACAACGUCAAAGUUCAAGAUCGAGCGUCUCUUCCUCUCCUCACAGUGGUGAAUAACUCUGUCUCCGAUAACUCCUCCUCCUGUACCUUAUCUGUGACCUGCAGCACACAGGACUCUCACAUCAACAGCACUUUGAGAUGUGACACCAGAACCUGCAGUCAAGAGGGAGGAGAGCCAUCAGAGGUGAUCCCUGACACUUUUCUCCAGGUCCUCCAAUCAAGUGGCUCGAUCAUCUGCAACCAUAGCAACCAUGUCAGCUGGACCAACAGUACCAUAAUAAUCAAAGAUGUCUGCACCAAACUCAAUCACCCAGGGAGACCCUCUUCUGAUAUCGAUGUGUGCCUGGUGAAGACGUGUGUGUUCUCUGUGGGUCUGAUCAUCAUGGUGUCUGCUGUCAUCACUGUUCAUCUCAUGGAGAGGUUCAAGAAGAACCAAUAAACAAAUAGUUCUGGUUCCCAGCCUGGGGUACGGGGACCCCUAGGGGUACUUAGGGGGAUUGCAGGGGGUGAAGAGCUCUAGUCUCAGCAAAAGAAGUUGAAACUGCUGGAAGUGAGUCUUAAUUGUAUUAUUUUCACUCACAAUAAGUGUACAUGUCAAAUUAAAAUGCAUCUCUGUUGAGGGUGAGUUAUAGAGUCAGAAAUUGUUCAUACAAGAACAAAUGUAGGUGAAGCAUCACAGCUGAGUGAGGGGGGUACGAUACCUACUAAAUAUAAUACUGUAGAAUGGUGACCAGCUCCAGGGGUACAACAAAGGUUGGGAACCACUGCUUCAUACAACCAAUCUUACAUAUACAGUAUCUCACACUCUUUCCUAGAAUAGCUCGUAUAAUAGGCCAUACUAUAACAAUACAGUGUGUCAUUAAAAAGUAUUUUUGGCCACAAAGAAAGGGUCAGAGUAUGAUAUGCUAUGAUACAAAUUAUAAGAGGCAAACAAAUGUCACAAAAAGUCAUGAAAGUUCUUUUCAGUACUGAAUGUGAUUCAAAAGUCAGGCAAUUUAUCAAAGUAGAGUAUUUGUUUUUGCUCAUUCAUGUUUUAUAGCAAGGCAAAAAUAUUUCAUUACAAAAGUUCAAGUAAAGUAUGUAUUAGACAUGUCAUUGUACGGUAUACAAAGUCAGGCCAAAUAUGAUAGUAUGUCGAACAAAUGGUUGUACAAUGCUUAAUAGGAGAGUGGGGCAUCAGAGUAUCAUUGAAACAAGUAAAAGUGCAGUCUGUUAUUACAUGUCGUUGUUUAGUGUGUCCUGUAAAACGUCCUAUUAUUAUCUGCCAUAAAAGGUCAUGGAGGACAUAGAAAGUGCCAAUGUAUAAUAUGCCAUUUAAAGUUCAUGUAAGGAGUCCCGGUUAAAUGUGUCAUAAAGAAUAUCAUUGGAAAGUCACAGUAGAGUAUGCAUUAAAAACAACAACUAAAAGUAUUGGCCUUUGUUAACAACAGAAGACUGCACUCCCUUUUGUUAGGGUAAGUUAUUUGUGUUGCCAGUGCAGAAUGUGUGCUGUGGGAACUUAUCUUUGCACGUUCCUCUAUUUCUGAAACUCAGACUGACAUUUUACCACAGGUAUCUUUAGGUUUAUAUACAGAGUCACUGAAAAUAAAAGAGGUGUUAAACACUGA
Messenger RNA from Eleginops maclovinus (Patagonian blennie), 2839 nucleotides. Its product is annotated as SLAM family member 9-like. NCBI's taxonomy places the organism in Eukaryota, Metazoa, Chordata, Actinopteri, Perciformes, Eleginopidae. The transcript has 4 exons. The record is from RefSeq and is a predicted model, not a curated record. Bases 898 to 1671 code for a protein of 257 amino acids.